Messenger RNA from Toxotes jaculatrix (banded archerfish), 1685 nucleotides. It is a transcript of the gene hpcal1, whose product is annotated as hippocalcin-like 1. Lineage: Eukaryota; Metazoa; Chordata; Actinopteri; Toxotidae. The coding region runs from base 469 to 1050 and encodes 193 amino acids. The transcript has 5 exons. The record is from RefSeq and is a predicted model, not a curated record. Gene Ontology annotation, molecular function: calcium ion binding.
CACCGGGACCUGGAGGCAAGACUGACUAAAUAAGAGCCAAGCUUAAAGAGAAAACGACACUUGCGAUGUUCUGGUAAAACUUCAUAUCUGUAUUUUAUUUUUCCAUUAAGUGUCAGACAACUGUCAGCGUCUUAGAUUAUUCUCGUGUUGGAUUUUUACAGAGUUUUAUCAGUAGGAGGAGGUGUUAAGACUACUGCAAGUUAACGGUUAAGUUGGGCUGUUGGUGACGCCGUGAAGUGGGAAAGCGGACUUUCUCUUAAACAGCUGUUGCUCCUAAAAGAGGUCAUUCUUGCUCUGUAACACUAAGAGGCUUGCUUGGACAAGGAAUGGAAGGAUAAGGAAGUUGGGAGCAGAGGAAGCCAAGCAGCCGUCGACGUGGAGAGUAAAAGCACAGGGAGAGUGGAGAAGUGAAAGGAGGAGUAAGAGACACCAGCCCAGCUUUCUGCCUGCCUGAGAGAGUGUUGUGUCAUGGGGAAACAGAACAGCAAGCUGCGGCCCGAGGUCCUGAAUGACCUGAGAGAAAACACAGAGUUCACCGACCACGAGCUGCAGGAGUGGUACCGCGGCUUCCUCAAGGACUGUCCCACCGGCCAUCUGACCGUGGAGGAGUUCAAGAAGAUCUAUGCCAACUUCUUCCCCUAUGGAGACGCCUCAAAGUUCGCUGAGCACGUCUUUCGCACGUUUGACACCAACGGCGAUGCCACCAUCGACUUCAGGGAGUUCAUCAUUGCCCUGAGUGUGACGUCUCGCGGCGGGCUUGAGCAGAAGCUGCGCUGGGCCUUCAGCAUGUACGACCUGGACGGGAACGGGUACAUAAGCCGGGCAGAGAUGCUGGAGAUAGUACAGGCAAUUUACAAGAUGGUGUCAUCAGUGAUGAAGAUGCCUGAGGACGAGUCAACACCAGAGAAAAGGACAGAUAAAAUCUUCAGACAGAUGGACAUUGACAAUGAUGGUAGAUUGUCUUUGGAGGAGUUCAUUAAAGGUGCCAAGAGCGAUCCGUCCAUUGUCAGACUGCUGCAGUCGGAUCAGGGAACCUCUCGUCAGUUCUGAGGACAGAGACAAUAACAGACACAAAAGCACACACAUACCCACAUCCAUCCAGCUUCAUGCUGCUCAACGGUCAUCAUCACCCACCCACCCCCUCACCAGACAACCCUUUCAUUUUAUCAACACUCCAUUGUCUUAAUGUUUACAUUAAUGGAUAAUUGUCUUUUGUCAAUGUGGCUCCUUCUCUGUGGACUAUGACAUGCUUUUAAGUAUUCUGUGCAUAUGCUUUUCCGCAAAGCUCUCUUGUCUCAAAAUGACUUUUACCUGUUCUCCAUAAGUGAAGUGCCAUAUCCUAUAUUUAUACUGACUGUAUUAUAUGCUUGCAAGUAUUACAACUCCCAUUAUGUUACACUAAGAGGAAGCUAAUUACAUCACUUGGUUUAAUUUGAUUGGACUUAACUGUGCUGAAAAGUGGCUUACUGUUGUUCAGGAUAUCAACGGUAGAUUAGGAAGUUGCUAUUCUGAACAAGCUCUAUAUGCCUUUGGUAUUGCAUGCGCUCUGUGAUACAUGUUUUCUGAUAUUGUAACAGUUUACGUGAAAAAGGAGGCCGUGAUUGUUUUUAUUCCUUUUUAUUUUUGUAACAAAAAUGUAAUUUUGUUUUCACACAAUUGAAAUAAAGUCGUGUAAGAAAAAUCUA